Messenger RNA from Puccinia graminis f. sp. tritici CRL 75-36-700-3, 195 nucleotides. Its product is annotated as H/ACA ribonucleoprotein complex subunit 3. The transcript is spliced from 4 exons. The record is from RefSeq and is a predicted model, not a curated record. Gene Ontology annotation, cellular component: box H/ACA telomerase RNP complex; box H/ACA snoRNP complex. Gene Ontology annotation, biological process: positive regulation of telomerase RNA localization to Cajal body; rRNA pseudouridine synthesis; ribosome biogenesis. Gene Ontology annotation, molecular function: telomerase RNA binding; box H/ACA snoRNA binding. The coding region runs from base 1 to 195 and encodes 64 amino acids. NCBI's taxonomy places the organism in Eukaryota, Fungi, Basidiomycota, Pucciniomycetes, Pucciniales, Pucciniaceae.
AUGCAUCUUCAGUACACCUUCGACCCAGACGGAAACCGGAUCUAUACCCUCAAGAAACUUACUGCCGAAGGCAAGGUCACCAAAUCAGCCCAUCCAGCUCGAUUCUCACCCGACGACAAAUUCUCUCGUCAUCGAGUAACCAUCAAAAAGAGAUUCGGAGUCUUGCCCACUCAACUGCCUUCCAAGCCGAUGUAA